Eriocheir sinensis (Chinese mitten crab) is the source of this 1265-nucleotide messenger RNA. RefSeq names its product chromatin assembly factor 1 subunit A-like. Lineage: Eukaryota; Metazoa; Arthropoda; Malacostraca; Decapoda; Varunidae. The record is from RefSeq and is a predicted model, not a curated record. The coding region runs from base 140 to 1156 and encodes 338 amino acids. The transcript has 3 exons.
GCUUGUUUUUCGGAGGGGCCCGAUGGUAUGGCCCAGCCCGUUGUGGUGCAGGCCAGUGUUUAUAGUGGCGCCAUCUUGCACUGGCUCAUGCUGCCCUCCCGGAGCUCAUCUUUAAUCCUAGAAUCUAGAGUCCGGGUUGAUGGGUGGUCUUCAGGACAGCAUGUGGGUAGUUUUAAGCCACUCGGCGGUGGUUGAAAAAUCCCAGCUUGGUGGCACCGGGCGGGGAUUGAACUCGCAUCGUCCCGAACGCGGCGCCGUCAUGCUGUCGACUCAGCCGCCGCCUCCCCAUGAUGUGGAUAGAGCUAAGAAGGAGUAUGCGAAGGAGAAGAAAAAAGCCUUGCGAACUGGAGGACGGCUGCCAGAAUCCGAGGAAGGGAACUCCAUCACGACAACGCUCAGAAUCCUGUCCGCCAUCAGUACAAGUAACAUUGGCACUGAUGAGAGCCAGCUCGUUGGGGACGCAGACACUAUGGACCCGGGCUGUGUGAAUCAGUUAAUCCCUCCUGCAGCUCCAUCAAGCACGCAGCCUAGCACCCCUACACCAACCCCUUCUUCAGUUGCACGAGAAAGCACACACUAUACGAGAAAACGGAAACACGCGAGGGCAUUUCCAUCAUCGCAGGAACAGUCAUCGAUGCAAGACUUCAUUAGUUUACAGAGAAGAGAACAUGAGAUGGAUGUGACACUCAGUCUAAAGAGAAAAGAACACGAAAUGGACAUGAAAGUAAAGGAAAUUGAGCUCCAGAUAAAAGAGGCUGAGCUGAGGUUAAGAGAGAAGGACGAAAAGAUUAAAGAUACAGACUUGAAAUUAAAGGAAGUUGAGCUGCGGAUUAAAGAACACGAGAUGCACAUGAAAGUUAAAGAAAUGGAAGUACAGAUGAAGGAGGCGGAGAUGGAUUUAAAAGACAAGAAUGAAAAGAUGAGAGAUGCGGAUUUGGAAUUAAAGGAAAUGGCGCUGAAGGAAAAAGAACUUGAAAUGAACUUGAAGGUCAAAGAACUGGACUUAGAGAUGAAAGAGGCAGAGUUGAGGUUGAAAGACAAGGACGGAGAAAUAAAAAACGCGGAUUUAAAACUUAAGGAAAUGGAGUUGAAACAAAAAGAAAAGGAGUAUUUAAUAAAAGAAAUAGUUUACCUGGAAACAUUGCAAAAUAAAUAAAUUCUAAAAACUUAAAGAAAUUGGAUUAAACGUAAAAAAAACAGAUGAUUUGAAGUUCAAGGAUAAAAUGCGGUGUUUUGAGAUGCUAAUUUAGAAAUGAAGGAAAUAG